Onthophagus taurus is the source of this 2144-nucleotide messenger RNA. The record is from RefSeq and is a predicted model, not a curated record. Lineage: Eukaryota; Metazoa; Arthropoda; Insecta; Coleoptera; Scarabaeidae.
ACAGAAAUUCCCUGCUAAAUUAGGUUAUGUUUUUAAUUUUUUAUAAAUAUUUACGCAAUAGCAACAUAUCGAAAAAUAUCGAAUCGUUCAGGAAAAUAUCGAAUUUUAUCUUUAGCUUUUCACGCUAACCUAAAGAGAAGAAAUUUGGUUGGAAGCCGUAAAUUUAUAAUCAAAAAAUCACGAAUAGAAACGAGCAGAGGCUAUUGAAAGCUCGGGGGUUCAGCCUCAACCCCAAGAGUUAUGAUGAAAAGUGCUGUAUUCACAUGGUACAUGAUUAUAACAAAUACAAGUACAAAAUUUCUUCUAUAACAUGAUUCUUUUGAAUCAUUUGAUUAAAUCAUUUAAUGAAGGAUUAAAUUUAGACAAUGUUUAUUUCAAAAUAGUGGAUAUAACUUCGUGUGUUAAGAUAUUUUUUGAAUAAAUAUGUUGUUUUAUAACAUUUGAAUAAAUAAAUUUAUAUAAACUUAUCAAGAAUAAUUUAUCAGAAAUUCUUAAAUUGAGCUGAGUCAUUACUGAACUCUCACAAUUAGUAAGGUUAUGUUAUAAAUCUAAUCAACAUUCCGAUUUUACUAUGAUUCCCUCAAUAAUAAAUGUGCAAUCUGUUUUGGUUGAACAUGCAUAUGGUGGUAAAGUUUACGCAAAUUCAGGAUGUCUUAUAGAUAAUAAGUUUAUUCUUAUAACUGCCAACGUUCUUGUGCCAUUAUUGAACGAAUCUAAAAGCGACUUACGAUCAAUACCAUUCGGUUUAUUGAACCCUUUGAGAUUUUUUGAUAAACCUCCCAAGUUAACAAUUAUUAUAAAAAACGAGGACAGUCGCAGCCAUCAAUACAAAGAAGCUUUAGUAGUUGCCGCUUAUGUCAGUGAGAUUACAAAAAAAUCUGUUUCAAAAUAUUUAUAUGAUUGGGCAAUAGAUGUUGAUGGUAAAGAGGACCAAUUAAAAGAAUCGAUUCCAAUAUUUUUUAUAGCUAGUUUCAAUUUUAAAAAUGCUCCGAAUGCAAAUGAACUUUUGGAUUGUUUAAAAAGACUUAAGUUACAAUCUUUACAAACAACCCUGUCUGCUGGAAAUAAAGUAUGUAUCGAAAGUACUCCAUUUGGUAACAGACACUUUUUAAGGAGUCAUAGUAGAGGGAUUAUUUCUAAUGUGACGGGAGAAAAUGACUGUUUUUUAUUAACUGAUGUCCCUGUUGCCCCUGGUAGUGAAGGAAGUCCUGUUUAUACAAAAUUUGGAAAUGAUGAAAUUCCAAUUGGUAUGGUUUUAUCUUGUAUGAGCUGGUGGAAAGGGGAAUGGAUUGGUUUAACUUUGGUAGCAUCUUUUAAAAGUGUUUUUAAUGAAAUUUUAUCCAAUACUACAUUUAAAAUUCCAUUAAUUUCUGAGGCCCAUAUGAAUGAAACAAUAAAAAAGCUUAAUACAAAUGUUGCACAAAUAACAAGUGGAAUGUUUUGGGGGACAGCGAUUUUAUUAAAUAAAGAAAAUGGCAUUUUUAUAACAAAUUCUCACGUAAUAGAAAACGAUUCACCCGUUUUACAUUAUAAAGAAACCAAUAUAAAAGCGACCGUAAUUUACAAAGCGAAAGAAAAUCAAAUUUUUGACAUUGCUAUUUUACGCGCCAAUCAACACGACCUCGAUCAUACUGACAUGGUGUCUGUAAAGCUAUCACCGAAACCAAUGAAUUUAGGAGACAACGUUUUCGCAUUAGGGUUUCCACUUUUUCCAAGACACACCAAACCAAAAGCGACACUUACAAAUGGUCAUGUAUCUCAGGUUUCUAAAACGAUGUUAAAAACGACUUGUACAGUUUUGCCAGGAGCUAGUGGUGGAGGAAUUUUCGAUAAAAACGGGGAACUUGUAGGAAUCAUUGUAUGUAAUGCUAAAAUGGAAGAUAGUUCUACUACAUAUCCUAGAGUUAAUAUGGCGAUACCAAUAUCUCGAAUUUAUGAUGAUUUAAUCGAAUUUCUAACAAAGAAAGGUGAGAUAGCCACUAAAAGAGUGGCUGCAAAAACUGUUCCUAGGUUUUGAUCAAAAUCAUUAUAGAUGACUGAUUUAAAGAUUAGAUUCUACCAUCUUUAUACAGGGUGGUUCAGUUUUUUUGGGAAACUUUACUAGAAUGUAGGAUGAUUUUCGAGCUAUAAGCGAUCAAAGUUGA